UCGCUUUUUACUUCCGCAUCUGUUCCCGGAAGUGGUUGGUUGGCAUUGGCAACGCUUUAGCCGCUUUUAGCAGGUCUAACGGCGAACAGUCUGAAUAAAGACAUCCAAAGGAGCCAUUAUACACAGAAUCCGUCUGAGGAUUUGUGAACCUCUGUAUCCGUCAGAUCCACCCAGCACAGAGGAGCGAGGAGUGAGUACAGACUGCAAACAGAAUGACCAGCUCAUCUGCUCCCAGGAUCGUAAAUAGUUACAAACGGACUUCGAGCCCUCGAUCCCCUACUAACAGUGGGGAUCUGUUCACCCCGGCACAUGAAGAAAAUGUGCGCUUUAUAAAUGACACCUGGCAGUGUGUGCUCAGAGACAUCAGAUCAACACCAAACAGUGAACGGAAUGACCGUGGACCACAGGAAUAUGUUGAGAAGAACCCAAACCCUAACCUACAUUCUUUCACGCCAGUCGACCUGAGUGACCUCAAAAAGCGCAACACACAGGACUCCAAGAAGUCCUAGUCUUUCUCACGAUGAUCCCGUGGCUUUUUUUCCAACCAUUAUUCUCAAGAACUUUUCCUCCACCGGCCCUGCGUCAGCCAGAAAGUUAGCCCCGUCGGCCGGCUGAAUACGCUCAAUACGAAAUUUCUAAACUCUGGAGCACAUUGAUCGCCGCCAUUUUCUUUACCCUUUUACAGCUGACAACGAAGAAAAGAUCUGGGAUUUCAGGGAGCACAAAUUCUUCCCCACUCUGGGUUCAUGUUUUUUCAAGUCAAAAAAAAAAAAAAAAAUCUACACAUACAUUCUCUAUGUGGACGGGUCUGAUGAAAAACCUUCAUCGAAAUUUGCUGACAUCUCAUGCUGAGGUGCAAACUGUUGCUCCGCAGGACACAAAAGACUGCAGUCUUAAAUCCAAUACUACUACUACUACUUAUACGACUCUGGAGGAAAACACGUUAAGGGCUGACUCAUUUUUUGUUGUUGUUUGUUUUUGAGGAGAUAGAUUGAUUCAAUUGUAGAAGUAGUUGAGCGGUCAGAUUGAACGGGCAGGUUGUGGAAGCCAAAACACAAACGUAGAAGGCCAACAUUUUUAUUAUACGUUUUCUUGCCCUCGGAUGGACUUUAUUAAGUAUAGGCCUCCCCAAAUACGCUUCCCUCGGUUAACUCCCUUACCCCUAAGCCUUGAAACAAAAUGUUGAAUAAAACAAUUUUACAGAA
Messenger RNA from Mugil cephalus (flathead mullet), 1205 nucleotides. It is a transcript of the gene mcrip1, whose product is annotated as MAPK regulated corepressor interacting protein 1. The transcript is spliced from 5 exons. Bases 213 to 509 code for a protein of 98 amino acids. The record is from RefSeq and is a predicted model, not a curated record. Lineage: Eukaryota; Metazoa; Chordata; Actinopteri; Mugiliformes; Mugilidae.